AUGCCACCAAGAAAACAUAAACCGACUGGCUAUGAACCCAUUGACUACGACAAAUUGCUUGGUGCUAUAAAGCAAGUAAAAAUCAAUAAAAUUUCGGAACGCGCUGCUUGUGUUGCUGCAGGUAUGAGGCGAUCAACUUUUCAACGUCACCUGAAACGCGUAGAUAGCGUAUAUGAGGAUUUCGCCACCGAUGAACAAUUGUUGGAUUUCCUCAAAGAAAGACCAAGACACGGUGGAAAAACGAUUUUCACAAAUAUUCAAGAAAAACAACUUGGCCAAUACAUCAUCAAAUGUGCCAAAAUCAAUUAUGGUCUUACCAUCGAUGACGUGUGCAAGUUGGCGUACCAAUUUGCAAAAAAAGUUGUAGCUGAUUACCCGGCUAAUUGGGAUGAUGCCAGAAUAGCCACCAGAGAUUGGUAUUACGCUUUUAAAAGACGUCACGGCCGUCUUUCUCUGCUGAAACCAACGCCAACCAGUGCAAACAGAGCCAAAGCAUUUAAUAAACUAAAUGUUGAUAACUUUUUCAACCUUUUGAAGUCAGCAUUGGAUAAAUACCCGUAUCUUCCCAAUAGAAUUUGGAAUGCAGAUGAAACCGGAUUUCCAACUGUGCCGACCAAACCCGUAAAAAUCGUAGCUGCAAAAGGUUUUCGUGCCAGUUCGUAUGCUUCAGCCGAACGUGGUACUAAUGUCACAAUGACCAUUGCUGUUAGUGCUGCUGGUGAUACAAUUCCGCCAUUUUAUUUAUACCCGCGUAAAAAAAUGCAGUCGACAUACCUUUAUAACGCCACUUCAAAUGUUGUCGGUUUUGCAAAUGGCAGUGGUUGGAUGACGUCGAACGACUUCAUCGAGUUUAUGAAGCAUUUCGUAAAGUUUGCUCAUGCGUCGAAAGAACCCAAUUCUGCUGUUAAUGGAUAA
Molecule: messenger RNA, 915 nt
Organism: Trachymyrmex cornetzi
Lineage: Eukaryota; Metazoa; Arthropoda; Insecta; Hymenoptera; Formicidae
Exons: 2
Coding region: 1-915 (304 amino acids)
Cellular component (GO): nucleus
Molecular function (GO): DNA binding
Source: RefSeq, a predicted model, not a curated record